Molecule: messenger RNA, 4772 nt
Organism: Echinops telfairi (small Madagascar hedgehog)
Lineage: Eukaryota; Metazoa; Chordata; Mammalia; Afrosoricida; Tenrecidae
Gene: DMTF1
Product: cyclin D binding myb like transcription factor 1
Exons: 17
Coding region: 220-2289 (689 amino acids)
Biological process (GO): regulation of transcription by RNA polymerase II
Cellular component (GO): nucleus
Molecular function (GO): DNA-binding transcription factor activity, RNA polymerase II-specific; RNA polymerase II cis-regulatory region sequence-specific DNA binding
Source: RefSeq, a predicted model, not a curated record
UCGCCCGUGGCUGCUUCCUCCAUCCUGGUAUUUUUUGGAGCCUCCAUCCUGGUUCUUCCAAAGUGCCCGGACCCAAAACAGGAAAGUGCUGCAGAGGUAGGAAGGAGCAUGGGGAAGAAGCAAUCUGGAUAGCAUGAAAGUGAUGCUGGUGCUUAAGGGAAGGCGACUUGAUUCUGUGGGAAGGGCUGUAGCUGAUCCAUACGUUGUCCAGAUUUGAGUAUGAGCACAGUUGAAGAGGAUUCUGACACAGUAACAGUAGAAACUGUGAACUCUGUGACUUUGACUCAGGACACCGAAGGGAAUCUCAUUCUUCAUUGCCCUCAGAAUGAAGCUGAUGAAAUAGACUCGGAAGAUAGUACUGAACCUUCACAUAAAAGACUUUGUUUGUCCUCUGAGGAUGAUCAGAGUAUUGAUGAUUCAACUCCUUGUAUAUCAGUUGUUGCACUUCCACUUUCAGAAAAUGAUCAGAGCUUUGAGUUGACCAUGACUGCGACCACAGAGGUGGCAGAUGAUGAGAUUACUGAAGGAACUGUGACACAGAUCCAGAUUCUACAGAAUGAGCAACUAGAUGAAAUAUCUCCCUUGGGUAAUGAAGAAGUUUCAGCAGUUAGCCAAGCAUGGUUUACAACUAAAGAAGAUAAAGAUUCUCUGACUAACAAAGGACAUAAAUGGAAGCAGGGGAUGUGGUCCAAGGAAGAAAUUGAUAUUUUGAUGAGCAAUAUUGAACGCUACUUGAAGGCACGCGGAAUAAAAGAUGCUACAGAAAUCAUCUUUGAGAUGUCAAAAGACGAAAGAAAGGAUUUCUACAGGACUAUAGCAUGGGGUCUGAACCGGCCUUUGUUUGCAGUUUAUAGAAGAGUGCUUCGCAUGUAUGAUGACAGAAACCAUGUGGGAAAGUAUACCCCUGAAGAAAUUGAAAAGCUCAAAGAGCUCCGGAUAAGGCAUGGCAAUGACUGGGCAACAAUAGGGGCGGCGCUAGGAAGAAGUGCUUCUUCGGUCAAAGAUCGUUGCCGACUGAUGAAGGACACUUGCAACACAGGAAAGUGGACAGAAGAAGAAGAAAAGAGGCUUACAGAGGUGGUUCAUGAAUUGACCAGCACUGAGCCAGGUGACAUAGUCACACAGGGUGUGUCUUGGGCAGCUGUGGCUGAACGAGUUGGUACCCGCUCAGAAAAGCAGUGUCGUUCCAAAUGGCUCAACUACCUGAACUGGAAACAGAGUGGGGGUACUGAGUGGACCAAGGAAGAUGAAAUAAAUCUCAUCCUCAGGAUAGCAGAGCUUGAUGUAGCCGACGAGAAUGACAUAAACUGGGACCUCCUAGCUGAGGGAUGGAGCAGUGUCCGUUCACCACAGUGGCUUCGAAGUAAAUGGUGGACCAUCAAAAGACAGAUUGCAAACCACAAGGAUGUUUCAUUCCCUGCUUCAACAGACUCUCCUGCUGCUACUGUUGACUCUGAAACCAUAACACUAAACAGUGGAACACUACAGACAUUUGAGAUUCUUCCAUCUUUCCAUUUACAGCCCACUGGCACCCCAGGCACUUACCUACUUCAGACAGGCUCGAGCCAAGGCCUUCCUCUCACUCUGACCGCCAGUCCCACUGUAACCCUGACGGCCACUGCUCCUGCUUCUCCUGAACAGAUCAUCGUUCAUGCUUUAUCUCCAGAACAUUUGUUGAACACAAGUGACAAUGUCACCGUGCAGUGUCACACACCAAGAGUCAUCAUUCAAACUGUUGCCACAGAGGACAUCACUUCUUCCAUAUCCCAAGCAGAACUGGCAGUGGACAGUGAUAUUCAGUCAGCUGAUUUUCCAGAGCCUCCAGAUGCUCUAGAAGCCGACACUUUCCCAGGUGAAAUCCAUCACCCUAAGAUGAUUGUAGAACCAUCAUUUAAUGAUGCUCAUAUGUCCAAAUUCAGUGACCAAAAUAGCACAGAACUGAUGAACAGUGUUAUGGUCAGAACAGAAGAAGAAAUUGACACCACCCUUAAACAAGAGGAGGAAUCACCCUCUAAUUUAGCCAGUGCUUAUGUUACUGAGGGUUUAGUAUCUUCUGCCAUAGAGCAACAAGUUGAUCAAGCAAUCGAUGAUGAAACAAUACUUAUCGUACCUUCACCACAUGGCUUCAUCCAGGCAUCUGAUGUGAUAGAUUCUGUCUUGCCUUUGACAGCAUUAACAGAUUCCAUAUUCCAACACCACCGAGAAGAGCCACAUAUCAUUGGAUCAUCUCUGUGCAGUCCCAUUUCAGAAGACUCAAAGGACGUUGAGGACUUGGUAAACUGUCACUAGGUAACGCUUAGAAACAGGGUAGUUUAAAGAAGUCACACUUAAUUACAUCUCCAAAGAAAUAGGAGCAACGCUCGGCUUAAUUUACCAUUCCUCUGGCUUUUUCAGUACGACAGUGCUGAAACCACGUACAGUGUUGCUGCUAUGACUUUAGCUCCUUUAAGUUAUCAUCUGAGGCCCAGUUUUUUAACUGCAGUUUUGGAUUAUGGGGGUUUUUAACUGCAUAAAUCUCUAUGUUUAGUGUUAGUCAGUGAGGAAUUUCAUUCACUUCAGCUCCUGCAAACAGUUUUUAAAAGCACCAAAACCUAACUACUCGGAUUGAAGACCAGGAGCCAUGCUCUCUAGAGAAAAGACGUGACUCUCUCCAGGGUCACAUGGGCUUGGUUAUAAUCCAGAGAUGGAUCAUUGCCUUUGAGAAGAGGCGAGGCCACCAUACAGUGGUCAAACAGUACUGUAAGCAGUAACUCUGGAUUUACCCAUUGCAGGCAGUGGAAGUGAUUUAGUCAGGAUAAAUAGGGUAGCAUUAAAACAGAUUAUGAAAAGUCACUACAGGUUUCUUGUUUGUUUUGAGUUAAUUACGUGGAGAGUAGUAAAACCUACCUGAAGUUAAAGCAGAGGGUUUUUUUACCCCCCUCAGAAAACCACUGUUAACAGUUUACAAAGUUAGCACUUUUAAGUUUACUAUAAACUUACAAAUGACAAAGGUGGUUAAUGUUGCCUACAUAUUUUUGCUACACAUAAUUACCCAGAAAAUGAGGAGGAUUAUAGCGUGCCAUUCAUUCAAUCCAUUAGCUGGUGGGGUACAAUAUAACUUCUCCUCAGGUAAUUUAAAACAAAACUGAACAAAAUUCGCUUCUGUAAUGAAACAAAUCAAGAGUCAUUCCUAUACUACAGAAAGUUUAGCCAAAACUAUCUUCUAUAGAAAAGUCACAAAAAUCCUUGUAUAAAUUAUUUUUAUUUAUUAUUGUAAUUAGAUCAUCACAAUCAAAGUUGUCUUUUUACCAUCUGUGUUACGUGAAAUAAAAUUGUAGUUAUAAGCAAAAGUUGGUUGCAUAGGGAACAAUUGUAUAUUCCAUUGAACAGAAAUAAAAGAAUUAUUUGUUUUAAAAUGCAGGAUUUUGUUUGCUACAUAGCCUUUUCACCAUGCAAUUACAUUAUAAAAAUUUUAAUUUCAAAAGUGAAAAUUGCUUGUGCUGUUGGAACUUUAAAGAGUUGGAAUGUCUAAGCUUCUUAAAGAAAAAGCAAAGUGGUCUAUGAUAUAUGUGUUCCCUGCAAGAGGGAAUUUAGAUUUAGUUGCAUGAAAAUCAUGUACCAGACACCUUACCCAGUACCCGUCACAGCCUCAACUGACAGCUUUUGAAGAGUCCUGGUAAGUGUUUGUCUCACUUCCCCACAUCAUGGAAGUACAGAUUUGCACAUAUACAUAACAUGAUGAUAGAAAAUAAGACAUAGUAAAUUAGAUUUCUAAAUUUCGGUUCUAAAUCUCCUUGUCGAUACCAGUAGAUCUAAAAGAAGAAGAAGAAGAAUUUAAAAUUUUCAGUAAUAGUCACUCACUGACCCAAAUAUUAAAUUUUUAACACAACAUUUUCCAUUGUGACCUAUUUCUUCAGUAAAUUAUCUCUUCACUUGGUAACUACAUUUGUUAUGUUAACCAACACUUUGUGCUUAAAAUGGUAUAAUAUAAAAAAAAACUACGUUUGUGGAUUAGCUAAAGUACAUCUAGCAGUAAUGAUGGAAGAAAGUUUAGGCUUUGUCCUACAGGGUUGUUGACUCAACAACAGUGUUUCUAAGGCAGUAGUGAAAGCCACAGUGCUAGGUGAGAGUAGUACCAGUUGUAAGUUAGGGGCCAACAUGGCUCAUUUAUGACUCAGUGGUUGGCAGUUAGUCAUCUGCCAAUUUUGCAUAAUGACCUGGUCUUUAUAGUCAAACCAUGUCAACAAAUGAGGAGUGGGUAUACAUACUUUCCCCCUAAGUGAAAUAGCCAAUUUGAUUCUUUUAAAUCACUUAAGUAGUACCACUGAGUUUCCAUUUCCAAGUUUGUACUUCUUUCUGCUUUCUCAGUUUACUCCUAUUCUCCAGGUGCAGACCUGUCCACUUAUCAGUCAUAUAGCAGGGGUAAAUUUUACCCAGGAAUACCGUAUAUACUCCAGUAUAAGCCAACCCGAGUAUCAGCAGAGGCAUCAAAUCUUACCACAAAAACUGCAUUAAAAAUGUGCUGGAAAAGCUCAGUUUAUACACCAGGAUAUACAGUACAUACCUUCUGGAUAUAUUUGAUAUAAUUUAAAUAAAAGGUACAACCAGUUUGGGUGCUGGGAGACAAUAUUUAAAAUAGUUUAUAUAAUCCAAAUGGGUUUAAACUAGCAUCACUGUUAGUCACUUAGAGCGAUUAAAUUUAGAGAUAAGCAAAUAUAUCUAUUUAAAAAAACUAUCAAAGAUUUUGUUCUGCCUUUCCUUAAGAGAAAUAGCCAUAUAAUACAUGAACGACU